Messenger RNA from Octopus bimaculoides (California two-spot octopus), 1495 nucleotides. RefSeq names its product neurensin-1. Lineage: Eukaryota; Metazoa; Mollusca; Cephalopoda; Octopoda; Octopodidae. The record is from RefSeq and is a predicted model, not a curated record. Gene Ontology annotation, cellular component: transport vesicle; neuronal cell body; neuron projection. Gene Ontology annotation, biological process: nervous system development.
AGGUACUGAUAGAUAAAGAGAGGGUAGCAGAGAGAGAACGUAUAUGAAUUAUUUAGCGAGGCAGUAAAAUACGCCUACGUUUUUUCCGUGCUGAAUGGCCGUGAUUUGGAGAGCAAGGAACUGCUUGCUUCUUUCCAUUUCUAGUUCUCAAUUACUGUUGGAAUCAGUGUGUCGCACGUCCAGAACACGUGAAAAGCACAUCACGACUGACGGGCUGUACGUAGACCUAGCUAAGUACCCCGUUUGUGAAGGGGAUAAAUGUUGAUCAGUUGUCAUUAGAGAGAUAAAGAGAGGGAGCAAGGAAAAAAAAAAAAGAGAGCGCGAGGGGCAAAAAAGUGUGUUUGAGAGAGGGAGAGGAAGGGAGAGGGAGGAAGAGCUUGCAUAUGAGUGAGGAAGGGAGAGAAAAAGAAAAGAAAACACGUAUCGAACAUAAACGACGAAAGAAAGAAAGAGUUUAUGAACCAAAAUGGAGAACAUCACUUCAACAGAAGCGACAGCUGGCAGCUUCGAAGAAGAUCUUGAAGCUUUGAAUAGUGAAGCUGAAGAAGGACACCGAAACAGCUCACUGGCAUCAACCAAACGCCUACUGUUCAAGACAGUUGGUAAACAGGAUAGCAAUGAUCUCAGUCGGGACUAUAUCGGAGUGAAGUCAUAUCUGCAUUAUUUUUAUGAAUCACCAUCAUUCAAAGACCCAUCGAUCUAUGAAGAGGAAGACAGUCUCCGUUACCUGUUGAAUCCACAAAGGCGAAGAAGGCGUUGUCCUCCAAUAUGGUGGAAGAUAUUUUUGUGGCUUGGUGCCAAUCUUCUCUUUUUUGGAAUUGUUGGGAUUCUGGUUGGUUAUUUAGUGCCACAGAGAAAAGUCAUCAUUGAUAUUAACAGUAAUACAAAAAUUGCAAUGGUUGACAGAGAUGCUGAACGCUACAACAAAAUGCUUGAUGUUUGUAAAGUUAUUGGUCUUAUUAUUUUCUGUGCUGGUGGAGCCAUUUUCUCAUUGUCUUUGCUUUUUCCAAGUUUUUUCACAAGUUACUGUGAGGAUGAUAUUCAUGAUGCUACAGAAGAGUCUUUCCAAAUCAGUGUUGGAGAUAUGGAGAAAAGAUCCAAUUCUUCUGUAGAAAUGACCAUUCCAGUCACAGCUGAAACAAAGAGUGUCCAGCCAAAUAUUGGCCAGUCUGUUGUAGUCACUGAUGAUCUCAUAAAAAUGAAAGACUGAAACACUCUACUCCUGUUGGUAGUUCCUUGUCUGAACAUAGUGAUCUCUUAUAGCAAUAAACUGUAUUGUGUCUCAGUCUGGAAAUGUUAGACACUUCAGUUGGCUAUGACAUUUUCUUAUUGUAACAAACUGUCUGUAAUGUCAUGUGUAUGAGUGUUUUUCAUGUAUUUAUCAGGAAAUGGUAUUUAUUGGUAUGAAAGAAAAUGGCAUUCAAGCAUAGAGUGUCGUUAGAGUAAUGACACACUAUGCUUAAAUAAUAAUACUUUAAUAAAACUUUUGCUUCCA